UCUAGUGUCCCAUUUCAAGGGGGCCUUUCAACCUCACCGGUUGCGUCUUUCCACAUCCGCUCCUCACAUUUGCAAACCAUCAGGGUUUCGCCUGCCUUGCUUACCAACAACUUCUCAGUGUUUCUGUUGCACCAGGGCUACUGCCAAGGUGUACUACCUACCUUCCCUCCUUCUCUUCAACACCCAAAAAGAAUUUCCUUGGCAUUGGCACCAAAGGCACAGAAGAUAGUCCCUUCACAACAGAAGAUAUGCCCAGGUGAAGAUGGCUUACUCUUGUAAGAGCCCACAAUGCCGCCUUUUGUCAUUUUUAAAAGAGUUUUAAAAUUGGCAGAACCAGUUGGUCCAACAGAUCCAAAGUUUCCAUAGAGAGGUGACAUGGCCAAAGGAGGGGAGACCCUUGGGUGCAGCCUAUUCUUCAACCUGGGGGUCUCCAUGCUAAUCCUGAAGUUCCUCUUUCCGGUCGCGGACUGCAGUCCUCACACCCCUCCAGGCUACUCUUUCUAUGACGUCAUCAUACCAAGGCUGUUAUCCACGUCGGCAGGCAAAGCUACACGAGACAAAAUAUCUUUCAUCAUCAAGGCAGAAGGCAAGAACUACAUUGUCCACUUAAAACAGAAAGCCGUCCUCGUCAAAAGAAUCCCGGUCUUCAUCUACGACGAUGACGACAAGGUACAAACCAACUACCAUGAGAUCCGGGGUAACUGCUACUACCGCGGCUACGUAGAAGGGGCUUCAGAGUCUUUUGUGACCCUCAGCACUUGUGUGGGACUCAGGGGUCUUCUGCAAAUUGAGAACUUAACAUACAUCAUCAGUCCUGUGGAGGACUCCUCUACCUUCCAGCACCUCAUCUAUCGCACAGAGAACAAUUCUGAUUCAAGGACAUGCUGGCUAAGGGAUAAAGACAUGUCUACUUUGGCAACGGAGUUGGGGCAAGAGCAGAUUCCCAGAAAACAGGGCUUUUCUGCUCCGUGGAAACGCACAAAACACCUGGAGCUUUUUAUACAAGUGGAGGUACAGUUGCAUCAACAUUAUUCUGACAAUGUGCUUACCACCACCCAACACAUGGUACAACUCAGUCAAAUGGUGGACGACAUGUUUUCCACUCUUGGCCUCCGUAUCCUCCUAGUGGGGCUUGGGAUCUGGACAGGGCGGAACAAGGUGUUUAUCACGGACUAUGUGAAGGACAGCAUGUUGGCCUUUACCAAAUGGCAACUCAAGGAAGUGUUUCCACAGCUGAAGCAUGAUGCGUCUCUACUCGUCGCCUAUCGCAACAGGGGGCCCAUUAUUGUGACGCGCUCGUUCUUUGGCACUGUCUGUGACGCCAAACAAGGACUGGCCUUUGUCUCAAUCAGGAAUAUGCCGUUGAAGGAGUUUGCGAUUGCUGUUGCACAUGAAUUGGGGCAUGUCAUUGGCAUUCCAGACGACCAAUCCCAGAGCUGCUAUUGUGCACCCAGCCUGAAUUGUAUUAUGGCUUCUGAAGGCCCUUUUGGUAAGAAGCCGCAUUUCAGCAGCUGUUCCGCAGCGAGUUAUGUUGGAGUCAUCUCGUCAGGGAAAGGCCUAUGCCUGGACAACAUCCCACAGCCCAUCAGAAUCUUGACACCGAGCGUUUGUGGGAAUGGCAUUGUAGAAGGCAGAGAAGAGUGUGAUUGCGGGGACGAGCCACAGUGUAAGCGAGAGAGCUGUUGCCUCAGUGACUGCACCGUUGCUCCCGGGGCUGAAUGUACGACUGAAGCGUGUUGCAAACACUGCAAGGCUGCACCCAAAGGACAAGUCUGCCGAGAAAGCCGAGGCGAGUGCGACUUACCCGAGUAUUGCAACGGGGAAUCUGUGGAAUGCCCAUUGGACGUCUUUGUGCAGGAUGGGACACGAUGCACUGGCGAUGGGUAUUGCUACACAGGAACCUGCUCAACCCACUCUCUGCAGUGCCAGAAGGUUUUCGGGAAGGAAUCUCAAAGUGCUCCCUUGGCUUGCUUCGAGAAGGUCAAUUCAGUCGGGGAUCGGUUUGGCAACUGCGGCAGCAAAAAAGGAGACGGGAUACUACGCAAAUUCCAGAAAUGUGGACGCGAAGAUGUGUUGUGUGGGCGGCUGCAGUGCACCAAGGCCAAGAGGUUACCCAAUUUGGGUGACAACGUGACCAUCAUACAGACACCUACAAGCAAUGCACUCUGCUGGGGAAUAGAUUUCCACCCCGGGAUUGGUUCGAUGGACCUUGGUGAGGUGGCCGAUGGCUCAAAGUGUGGCAAAGACAAAGUUUGCAUUAACCACGUAUGUACCAAUUUGUCACCAUGGGUGAAAUCCAACGUAACGUGCGACCCUUUGGUGACUUGCUCCGGCAGAGGGCUUUGCAACUCCAAGGAACACUGCCACUGCCAUUACGGCUGGGCCCCUCCAGACUGCUUCGCCCCUGGAUUUGGGGGGAGCACUGACAGUGGGCCCAUCCCACGCUCCGGGGCUUCCAGCCAGGAAGACUGUGAGGCUGGAAUCCUGGUUGCUGAAACGCUGGGCGCUGUUGCAUUGUUCCAUAAAUUAUUUUUUAUGCCAUAUUUUGUCUGCCUUCCUACUUUAUUUUGA
Hemicordylus capensis (graceful crag lizard) is the source of this 2571-nucleotide messenger RNA. RefSeq names its product disintegrin and metalloproteinase domain-containing protein 9-like. NCBI's taxonomy places the organism in Eukaryota, Metazoa, Chordata, Lepidosauria, Squamata, Cordylidae. Gene Ontology annotation, cellular component: sperm head plasma membrane; plasma membrane; external side of plasma membrane. Gene Ontology annotation, biological process: proteolysis; male gonad development. The coding region runs from base 376 to 2571 and encodes 731 amino acids. The transcript has a single exon. The record is from RefSeq and is a predicted model, not a curated record. Gene Ontology annotation, molecular function: metalloendopeptidase activity.